Messenger RNA from Amoebophrya sp. A120, 808 nucleotides. The record is from the annotation of a GenBank genome assembly. Lineage: Eukaryota; Dinophyceae; Syndiniales; Amoebophryaceae.
AGGUCAUUUCGAGACGGUCAGCGUCCAAUCAAUCCUCGAUUGUGAUCAGAGGCGGUCUCGUUUAUUUCAAGCUUUGUUGUUUCUCCUGCUGCAUUUUGGUAGUCACCUGUACAGCUCGCCUUUCACGACGAUGGCACACAGAUAUACAGUAUCCUCUUGACAUAUGUACCUCUACACUAGUACUCGUUUUCUCUACGUAGCACCAUAAUUGCCAAAGCGCCAGCAGGUGCCAAAAACAUGAGCGACGAACCAGAUGCGAAAAAGCCGAAUACAACGGCCGAAGCCGCGGCAGACCUACAAACAGAGUACCCACCAGCCGACCUCAUUCAGUACCUGGUGAUCCGUCAGGAUCUCGCCUACACAGAGCAAAAGACCGCGGACGACGGAACAACGACCUCAACUUCAACCCCCUGGCCGACCGGCGCGAUCGUCGCCCAAGGUGCGCAUGCCUCGGUUGCCGCAAUAGCAGAGGGGUUGAGAAUACACGACGUCAACACAAUCGCCUACACCGAUAAGAAAUCCCUAGACACGAUGAGAAAGUGCGUGCUGGGUGCGAAAGACGUUGCCGCGCUGGAGAAGAUAUGUGCGAAAAUGGAAAAGGAUGACGUGAAAUUCUACAGGUGGAUGGAGCAGCCAGAGAAUGUUUUAACCGCAGUAGUAUCAAAUGCAAAGAAAUAUGUCUGGGUCUGGAAACUUGUGAUGCUGAACUGUGCACGACUGCAAUACUUCCCAAGGCAGCCAAGCAUCACAAGUUUGCCGAACACUUUGUCAUGCGCAGUCCGCAUGACAUCAAGCUGCACUUUUAUAG